AUGGCUGCUUUACGCUACUUGCUUGCUCCACGGCGAGCUCUUGUCACUCCUUUUCUCAGGUCGGUGACUUGUGUGAGUAGCGGUGGUAUUUUCAGUAGUCAACGACCUCACACAUUCCCUGUUUUGUGGCAUGCCGUUCGAACCCAUAGCAACGACAGUGGGGAACGUAGCAAGCCGCUAACGCUUCAUGUGCAAUUGCCCUGCGGUACUAUGCGGACACUGACAGCAUAUGAAGGACAGACACUGUUGGAUGUUGCGAUGGAACAUGGACUCCCGAUUGAGGGAGCGUGCGGUGGCUCUUGCGCCUGCUCCACGUGUCACGUGUACCUAGAGAAUGACGAGGCUAUGGAGUUGUUUGAUGAAGCUACCGAUGAAGAGAAUGAUAUGCUUGACAUGGCUUUUUUCCCUCAGUCGACGUCGCGAUUGGGUUGUCAACUAACUUUGCGGCAACAGAAACACGACGGAUUGAAGAUUUCACUUCCUAAGGCGACAAGGAAUAUGUAUGUGGACGGCCACACCAUAACCCCUCAUCACUGA
This is a messenger RNA of Trypanosoma brucei brucei TREU927, 537 nucleotides long. It is a transcript of the gene Tb927.7.890, whose product is annotated as electron transfer protein, putative. Gene Ontology annotation, biological process: P450-containing electron transport chain. Lineage: Eukaryota; Euglenozoa; Kinetoplastea; Trypanosomatida; Trypanosomatidae. Gene Ontology annotation, cellular component: mitochondrion. The record is from RefSeq and is a predicted model, not a curated record. The transcript has a single exon. Bases 1 to 537 code for a protein of 178 amino acids. Gene Ontology annotation, molecular function: 2 iron, 2 sulfur cluster binding.